This is a messenger RNA of Physella acuta, 1488 nucleotides long. RefSeq names its product G-protein coupled receptor GRL101-like. Gene Ontology annotation, biological process: adenylate cyclase-activating G protein-coupled receptor signaling pathway; hormone-mediated signaling pathway; activation of adenylate cyclase activity. Lineage: Eukaryota; Metazoa; Mollusca; Gastropoda; Physidae. Gene Ontology annotation, cellular component: plasma membrane. Gene Ontology annotation, molecular function: protein binding; G protein-coupled peptide receptor activity; protein-hormone receptor activity. The record is from RefSeq and is a predicted model, not a curated record.
AUGGUAACCAUAGAAACAGAAGAAGAGUUCCAGUUUGUACAAGACCUUCUAAAGAAAACCUUGAAUGUCUCAGGUCCAGAGACUUGGUGUAGACAACAAAACAACAGCGUGUGCCUGGCCUUGAACCUAACUCGACAUGGGGGACGUUUUAGGUGGGGUCAAGGUCGACCACUGGCUAUAUCUCCGAUUUGGUCACCAAAUCUUGAAGAAAGUGGAGAUUGUGUCACCUGUGGCGAUGAAUCCUCCAAAUAUAUAGCUUAUUCCUUUGUUUGUGACAACAAACACGACUGCCCUAAUGGUAGAGACGAAGCCUGUUCAAAAAAGACUUACGUCAAUGACGGGACACAGGAUUGUCCACAGGGAGAAGAUGAAAACAAUCUGAUGUUGAAGUGUUUCAAUACGUCACAGUAUGUUUUCCUAGAGAAAGUUUGUGAUGGUUUCAAAGAUUGUCCUAGAGGUGAUGAUGAGAUAAAUUGUCAUAUUGAAUGUCCUAAUGGAGCUUAUUGUACGGCGGGGGUGCUUGGCCCAAACAUACCCGUUGAGAAGUGUGAAUCAAAUGACAAAAGCAUUUCUUCCUGUACACACCUAAUCAGGGGUGUUAGCAUGAGAAUUAUUCUGUGGGCGAUAGGUCUUAUGGCCUUGUUGGGGAAUGUGUUUGCUCUAGCGUAUAGGAUGAUAUGGGAUAGAAAGGUUUUACACACAGUCUACGGGCAGUCUGUGUCCAACCUCUGUAUCUCAGACAUGAUCAUGGGUUUCUAUCUCAUUGUUAUUGGCGUGGCUGAUGAGGUGUAUCGGGACAAUUAUUUCGCCCAUGAAGAAGAAUGGCAAUAUGGGGUUGUCUGCCAAGUGGCCGGGUUUCUUUCAACCCUCUCCAGCGAGGUCACGACGUUCUUUAUCUGUCUGAUAACACUGGACAGAUAUCUGACACUCAGGUUCCAAACUGGCAAGUACCGGUUCACCACGAGGACAAAACGUGCCUCCAUCAUCCUCUCCUGGCUUCUUGGGUUCACUUUAGCUUUGGUGCCAGUACUGUGCUCUGAGUGGGGAAUAUUCACAUCCAAUUCCAUGUGUUUGGCAUUUCCAUUAGACACUGCUGUAAGUGGCGGACGUUAUUACGCUGUCGCACUUUUCUUAGGUUUAAAUUUUGUUCUGUUUCUGUAUAUCAUGGUCGGCCAAAUUUUAAUCUUGCGUUCUCUCUCGGCUAGAAGAUAUGUUUCUACUUUCAGUACCGUAAAUAAUUCAAGACGAAUCCAGGACGUUCUCGUUGCUAGGCAACUGUCUCUUGUGGCCGUAACCAACUUCCUGGCCUGGGUUCCGGUUCAGAUAAUGGGGACACUUGCACUUGCUGGGAUUGAACUCGACGAUGACGUCUACGUGUGGACGGCUGUGUUUGUUUUACCCUUGAACUCGGCCUUGAACCCUUUAAUAUACUCUUUUCCAAGACUGUACAACCUGUUUCAGUCUCUGAAGAAUUUUUGUUGUAAAUAA